Molecule: messenger RNA, 347 nt
Organism: Diorhabda carinulata
Lineage: Eukaryota; Metazoa; Arthropoda; Insecta; Coleoptera; Chrysomelidae
Product: translation machinery-associated protein 7 homolog
Exons: 2
Coding region: 73-267 (64 amino acids)
Source: RefSeq, a predicted model, not a curated record
AGAAACAGUUCUAAAAAGUCUGGUGCAGUCAUAUUUUUUUUUUUAUUAAAAACCCGUGAAAUUGUUGAAAACAUGUCUGGUAGGGAAGGAGGCAAAAAGAAGCCACUUAAAGCGCCUAAAAAAGAAUCUAAAGAUCUGGAUGAAGACGAUGUAGCCCACAAACAAAAAAUGAAGGAACAGCAGAAAGCCUUGCAAGAGGCGAAAGCAAAGGCAUCCCAAAAAGGACCCUUAGUAGGUGGCGGUAUUAAGAAAUCUGGAAAAAAAUGACCAUUUGCAUUUGAAAUGUUAUAAGUUGUAAGGACGUGAUUUCUAUUUUAAAUUAAAUGUACCUCUGUAUAAUAAACAAA